AUGUUUGCUAACAAUUUGAACGACUCGUUCGAGGAAGACAUAUUUUCCAUACAGGAUAGCAGUCAAGACAUAUUCGAGAUAGAGAAUGUUAAUAAUGUUAAUGUGGCUAGCGAUGAUCCUCCUGUGGAAACUGCAAGAAGAGGAGUGAAGAGAAAUUUGAAUUUCGGAGCAACAGACCCAUCAGCAGCCGGUGAAUCAUCUGUACGAAAAAAUAUUGAAACUUAUGUGUUUCUCGAUUUCGAAACUACAGGGCUUUUCAAGCUCGAUUUAGACAGGAAUCGGCCGGAUGCUAUCGAUGAUCCCGACGUAUGUAUCGAAUACUUUAAGAACUUCGUAGAAAGAGAAAAUGUUGUUCAUCCGAGAGUUGUUGAGAUCGGUAUGGUAGCUGUGCGUAGAAGUGAUUUUGAAAAAACGGUUACGAAGAUUAAGAAAAAAGAGGAUUUCAAAUCCAUCACUCGAUCUGUUUUCUCAUGUCCUGUAAAUCAUGGGCUUACUGGACAUGAAUUGGAUAUGCAUUUACUUCAAAUAGAUCCAGCACCAGAAGUGCUUACAUUUUCUGAUAGAAGAUGCUUCCGAGAAGAAUGGCCUGGUGUCAAACAUUUCUUGGAUGGGCUCAAAAAACCUAUUUGCUUUGUAGCUCACAAUGGAUUGAAGUUCGACUUUCGUAUCUUAUUAGCGGAAAUGAAAAGAGCUAAUAUAGAUGUCCGAGAAAACUUAGGAGGAUGCUUCUUCGCAGACAGCAUAUAUGCUUUCAAAUCGGUUGAUCAAGUCUACUUGAAACAUAUCAAAAACAUUGUGGAUGCUAUUGAUUUCACUAAAAUUAAGGUUGCCAGAGAUGAGAAUAUUAUUGUUGAUGCGCAGCCUGUACUUAUACCCAAUAAGGACGAAAUCCAAAGAACUCCGGAUAGAUUACCUCCUCAGCUUAUUCCUAGAACGGCUCCUGCUAGAAUUUGUCCGCGAGGCGAUGAAGAUCAGUUGGAAUCCGAUCAUCCUUUUCGUUAUUUGAAAAUCAACAACUGGCCUUUGGCUAUCAAAGCUCGUUUUCAAUCUUCUUUCAUACGGAAAGACACUGAUGAUUGGAGCUUCAAUGAGUGCUCAUACAAAAGAUUCAACAAGAGCUUCGGUCAAGGGAAUCUAUAUCAAGCUAUUUUCCACGAGACAUUCUGUGCUCACACCGCUGUUAACGACUGUGAAGCUCUACUGAGGUUAUGCUUGGCAUUUGAGACUGUACCUUACUUCGACAAAGCGUCAGCAUUGCUUUUCAACUUGUAA
Messenger RNA from Auanema sp. JU1783, 1272 nucleotides. Lineage: Eukaryota; Metazoa; Nematoda; Chromadorea; Rhabditida; Rhabditidae. The record is from the annotation of a GenBank genome assembly.